Molecule: messenger RNA, 1223 nt
Organism: Cuscuta epithymum
Lineage: Eukaryota; Viridiplantae; Streptophyta; Magnoliopsida; Solanales; Convolvulaceae
Source: the annotation of a GenBank genome assembly
GUUUUUUCCUCUAAACGCACGCAUCGCAUUCAUCUCUCCCCCUCCUGCGCAUUCUUCUUUCCCCCUCCUGCGCAUCUCUUCUCCCCUACGCAUCCUCUCUGCCUAAGCUUCUUCUUCUUAUCUUCUCCCUUCCCCUCACAUCUUCUUCUUCGCCUCCCCUUCACCUUCGAAGCCCGCCGCAGUUGACGCAAAGUCCGACGCCGCUGUCCAGUCAUCGCCGCCAUUGACACGAAGUCCGCCGCUGCAGGAGAUCUUCUUCUCUUCUUCGAAGAUCAGAUCCACAAUGAUACAGGCCAGAUUUGAGUGUUUGAUGCCAGGAUUGCCAGCUUACUUGGGAUGGUGGCUAGAUCUACAAAGGCAGUGGUUGGCGGCCGGUGGAACGACGACGCCCGUUACAUCUGCAGCGGCAACAACCAUAUGUACAGCGGCGGCAGUCAGAUCUGAAACGGCGGCCGUUUUUGAGGUGGCGGCGACCGACGGCGAUUGGUGGCGGCAACCGGCGGCGACCGGUGGCGGGUACCGGCGACCGGCAGUGGUCCGGCGUUCUGAUCUGCUUGGGCCUUCGUUUCCGGCGGCGAUUUUCUGGUCGGUGAACCAAAGCGGGUCGGGUCCUUCAGUCUCGUAUGAGGUAGCUUGUGGGGGUGAUAAUUUCAUUAAUGGAGGUAAGGUACAAAAAACGACCAUGGAGGAGGAACCAAAGUGGCAUGGGUCGGGUUCAAAAUCCAGAUUGGGGGUAUGAGGCACCUUGGUGAGAUGGUGACUCCAUUAAUGGAGGUAUGAGGGUCCGGGUACAAAUGACGGCCAUGGAACACACCAUAAUCAACGGCGGAGAUGAUAUGUUUUGAAUAAUGCCUUCCGUCAUGCCCCCCCCCCCAUCGAAGGCCUCCUCUUUUCUUGUUCUUCCUUGUUUGCCACCUUUGCUGGCCAUGGAGGACGAAGGGGGACUGUUGGAGUGUUGCUGAUAUUUCAGACGGAGUAACAUAUACGUAUGACAUACGGAGUAAUAUAUUUUUUUUGUAUAAAAAAGGAGGAUAAAUGAGUGCCAUGUCAGCAAUACCGGAAAUCACCCUUCCUUUACCGGUGAAAAAGCUGAAUUGCAUUUUUUGUUGGAGUACUAAGGGUUUAAUUGGUUGAUAGUUGGGUUGGGGGUUUAAUUGAUUUUUUAAAAAAAUAGGGGGGCUUAUUUGAUAGUUUUCCCUAAAAUAUACUACUUUAGAAUUUAA